Molecule: messenger RNA, 387 nt
Organism: Mus caroli (Ryukyu mouse)
Lineage: Eukaryota; Metazoa; Chordata; Mammalia; Rodentia; Muridae
Source: RefSeq, a predicted model, not a curated record
AGAGAAAGAAGAUGCCCAGAAAGGUUCAGGUUCAGGGAGAGAGAUCACAGAAGCUUCAAAUCUCCACACUGAAGAUGCUCUAGGUCUCCAGGAUGACAUAGAUCUACGUCUCCCUCCCCUUCUCGACUGAAAGAAAGAAGAGAUGAGGAAAAGAAAGAAACUAAAGAAAUAAAGAACAAAGAAUGUCAGAUUACUGGAGAAGAUCAGGAGGGUAAAACAGAGGAAGAAAUGAAAUUAAUGGGAUUUGCCUAUUUUGACUCCACAAAAUGGAAGAAGUUAGAUAGCUCUGUAAAUGCCUAUGCCAUCAACGUGUCUCAGAAGAGGAAAUACCGGCAGUUCAUGAAUCGAAAAGACAGAUUCAAAAGACAUUUGGAUUUUAUUGCAUGA